Molecule: messenger RNA, 1298 nt
Organism: Styela clava
Lineage: Eukaryota; Metazoa; Chordata; Ascidiacea; Stolidobranchia; Styelidae
Product: RWD domain-containing protein 2B-like
Molecular function (GO): protein binding
Source: RefSeq, a predicted model, not a curated record
GAGGCUGCCCAAGUGGAAUAAAUGUUUACACUUUCGCCGUUCCAUGUUUGUUUUAUUUCCGUUGUGGGCCGGUACCUUACAUGGGCUGAAGACGCUGUAACAGAUGAAUUUAAUCCCUUUACUCAUUUGUUAUACCUAUUACUAUUACGAACUCUGAUAAUGAGCACGCGAUUGGAAAAUGUCGAACUGCAACUUUCCGAAGUUGAAAUGCUGCAGAGUAUGUUUCCAGGGAAGGAUGAAGUUGUGUUUGAUGAUGAAGUAAUUAUAGAUCAAAUGAAAAAUUACCUCGGAAAUGAUGGUGAUGACCCAAACAAAACCCUAAAAUUCACUCUGAAAUAUGAAUUGAAGGACGCGAUCAGCUGUAUUUUAAGGGUGGAAUUCAUGCUUCCUGUAAAUUACCCUUCAGAGGAGAAUAUAUCCGUUCAAGUUAGAUGCCAGAAAAUGUCCAAAUUACAAUACAAAGAUAUUAACGAAGAAAUGAAAAAACUUAUUGAUGAAAUUGGUGUGGGUGAUUUAUGUAUAUUUCAAAUUAUAGAAUGGCUGAAUGAAAAUACUGAAAACUAUAUUACACGAGAAAGCAAUCAAUCUAAAGAAGCUGGUGUGGAAACAAAUCAAUCAGAUAAUGUUUGCCAACAAUUUUCGCGAUAUUGGAUUUAUAGUCAUCACAUAUACAGUAAAACAAAAAGGAAAAACAUAUUAGAAUGGUCAAAAGAACUUCAACUAACUGGAUUCAGUAUGCCAGGAAAACCUGGUGUUGUGUGUGUAGAAGGACCAAUGAAUAAUUGUGAAGAGUUUUGGCAAAGAAUGAAACGACAAACUUGGAAGAGGUUAAGUCUGGCACAUAAAGAAGAUGGAGUGUUAAGUAUUGACUCUGCAUCUUCUAGCUUUCAGAGGAAGUUUCCAGAUGUUGUUACGGAGAAAGACUUUGGGGUUCAUGGUGGAAGAGAUUAUCACAUGGAUCUUGGACAAUUUGCUGCUUUUCUUAAAAAACAUGACAGUCAUGAGAUUUUUUCUCUUUUAUUUGGUGUUGAGGGCAAAGAAAAGACCUUAAUUCCCUAGAUUGGUUUUUACAAAAAAAAAUUAUUAGUUAACCACACGGCCAUCAUUCUCAAAUCUCAGCAAUAAAGUUACCUGUGUGUGAUAUGUAACUGUGGCCUCGACCCCACGAUCUGUAAUCAUAUUGGGUUUUAUUCAAGAUUUAUCAUUAUAGCUAGCCUGUAGCUGCAUUUCUGUGCAAUAGCUGAUAUAAUAAAGUACGUUACUUUAUAUUUGAUAAUAAACUGCUAAUAGUAAGUCAA